UUUACUUUUAGGCAGUUCCCUAUCAGUCAGCCACACGCAUCCGAGCCGAGCUGAAGCUAACUACAGCCAUGGACAGCACUAGGAGAUCUGAAAUCUAAUCGCAUGCAUCAUACCUCCGGGAUAUUUUUUUAAAUUACAUAUAUAAACACGCCAACAGGCAGCCGCGCUCGCACACACACAUAUACAUCCACACGUCGGCAGAGCCGCCAGCACCCGCACGGCUGCUGAGCAAACACCUUGUCUCUUCUCGCAGGAUAUACCCGCUCACACACAUCUCUCUUUAUCUCCUCCUGGCUUCCCGGAGGAUUGUGCCGACUGUUUUUCAUGGAGAAAGUCCAGGGAGAAAUGGAGAUUGAGAGAUGGGAAAGAAGUGAAGAGAUUUCAGACGCAGAAAAAAAGGUUAUUCAAGAGACAUGGAGCAGAGUAUAUGCAAACUGCGAGGACGUUGGGGUCUCCAUACUCAUCAGGUUUUUUGUCAACUUCCCAUCGGCCAAGCAGUACUUCAGCCAGUUCAAGCACAUGGAGGACCCGCUGGAGAUGGAGAGGAGCUUGCAACUGCGUAAGCACGCUCGGCGGGUCAUGGGUGCCAUUAACACUGUGGUGGAGAACAUCAAUGACUCUGAAAAGGUCUCCUCUGUUCUGGCGCUGGUGGGCAAGGCCCAUGCCCUCAAGCACAAAGUGGAGCCCAUCUACUUUAAGAAACUCACUGGUGUCAUGCUGGAGGUCAUUGCUGAAGAAUACGCCAACGACUUCACCCCCGAGGCGCACGGCGCCUGGACCAAGAUGAAGACCCUCAUCUACACCCACGUGACGGCGGCGUACAAGGAGGUGGGCUGGGCGCAGUACCCCACCGCCACCCUGUGAGCGGCCAGCGGGGCCGGGCGAGGGGCAGGGAGGGCUUCGCUCACCCCAGGACUUCACUCUGGUCUCUUCUAAAGAUCUUCGUUCAGUCUGGGGAGCCCGGUAGGGCCAGCUCUGUUAGCUGCCAAGUCACAAUUUGAUCUCCAUGGGGUUUAAAAACAAACUAAAUAAGCCAAAAAAAUAGAACCACGAAGGGUGUGGGUGGGUCGGGGUGAAGCAGUUGCAGGGGACACUGGAAGGGGAUGCAGAG
Molecule: messenger RNA, 1111 nt
Organism: Pygoscelis adeliae (Adelie penguin)
Lineage: Eukaryota; Metazoa; Chordata; Aves; Sphenisciformes; Spheniscidae
Gene: CYGB
Product: cytoglobin
Exons: 3
Coding region: 325-864 (179 amino acids)
Biological process (GO): oxygen transport
Molecular function (GO): oxygen binding; heme binding; iron ion binding
Source: RefSeq, a predicted model, not a curated record